Messenger RNA from Tetrahymena thermophila SB210, 2127 nucleotides. RefSeq names its product transmembrane protein, putative. The transcript has 3 exons. The record is from RefSeq and is a predicted model, not a curated record. NCBI's taxonomy places the organism in Eukaryota, Ciliophora, Oligohymenophorea, Hymenostomatida, Tetrahymenidae.
AUGUACUUUCUCAAAUACGAUUUGUUUAGCUCUGAAUUUUUCUUUAACAUUGGAACUUAAUCAUCCAGAAGAGGUACUUAUUUGGGAUUAAUAUUAUCAGUAAUAGCUAGUUGUACUUUGCUUAUUUAUAUUGGAUACUUAAUGUUUAUGUAUGCAAAUAACCUUAUAAAUCCUAAGUUUAAAUCUCAAAGUUUCAUAACUAGUUAUAAGAAAGAAGCACUAUUAACUGAAGAUCUUGUAGGUUUUUAGUAUUAUUAUAAUUAAUCUAUGACAAUAGAUGAAUACUAAGAACACAUGAAUAAAACAUAUUUUGUUUAUCUUCCUCUUUUUACAUAUUCAGAUACUUAAAAUAAUAUUUUCAAAUCAAUACAACUUGAUGUUAUCAAAUGUACAGAUCCUUAAUUAUUAGGGUUUAAUUGCCUUGAUUUUUCUAAAGUAAGAAACUAUACUUUAAUACUUGAUAACAGCAAUAAUAACCGUAUUUAAACCAAGUUGUUAAUUCAUAUGUACAGCUGCUUAGAUUUAGAUAAAAGAAAAACAACUAUUCCUUAGAAUUGCGAAAAAAAUUAAACUAUAAUAGAUAAUGCAUUUAAUAAUGUGGGUGCGUAUUACUACUUAAAAAUGAAAACUUAGUAAUAUAAUACAAGUUCUCAAGAAAUUUAAACAAACUAUAGGAAUUUGUUUUCUAACUACUACUCUAAUUAAUUUGUAGUUUAAACCCUUAACACAUAAUUAUAAGAAACAACAGUGAACAAAGGGUUAUUUAUAUAGAGCUAAGAAAAAUAUAGUUCUCCUAUUUAAUAUAAUCAGAACUUUUAAAGCUAUGAUCGAUAAUUUUCUUUAAAAUAAGGUCUAGGUCCUUAUAGCUAACAGUUAAUAAAAAUAGAUGAAGUUGUGCAAUAAAUCUAAAUUGAUUAUCCUACAAUUACUGAAAUUUUGGCACUUGUAAACGGAGCAGCUGUUAUAGUAGUUGCUUCAAGGAUUAUAGGUAGACUUUACUCUUAAAAAAUCAUUAAGUAAGACUUCUUCAUGCUGUUGCUUUAAAACAUGUAUUAAAAAUAAUAUGAAAAAAUACUUCUAAAAAACAAAUUAAUAAAAUAAAAUGUAAACAUUCUAAACUAAAUUUAGAAAACAGAUAAUAAUUUUGAAGAGUAAAUUUUAGAAAAAUCACCUCAAUGUUCAGUUUUAGUACCUAGUUUUGAAAUCAAAUCAAAGAGUUAGAUCGAAAAUAGUUAAUAUACUAACUCAAAUAGUAGUGAUUAGGUUGAAAAAUAAUUAUAAUUAAUAACUAAAUUUAAUAAUGAGAACUUUAAUUCAUCCAAAAAGCAUUAAUAAUUGCAAUUAUAAUAAAAUGAAUUAUUUACUGAGAGAGAUUACAUAAUUGAAGAAAAUUAAUUGAUUGAUUAAUAAUUUAAUUUAGAUAAAUUAGCUACUCAAAGAUGUUAAACUGAAUGUAAUAUCCUGAACAAAACUUUAAUUAAUGAUACUAAUUAUCAAGGCAUUUCAAGCAAUAUAACUUAGUUAGCUAAAAAUUAAAUUAUAAAUGCUAAAUAAGAUGAGAUAACAUAAAAAAAUGGUUAAAUAUUUGUGAUAAAUAGAUUGGCCGAAACAAGUUUUAAUUGCGAAAAUAAUAAUCUAAAAUAGUAAAAUGAUAUUUCCUUUAGUGAAAAUAAAUCUGAAAAAAUUGAAAAUACUUUAAAAAAUUAACUUAAAAAUUAAUAAGAAGAUUAAAUAUAAAGCAAUUAGGAAAAAAAUUGUGAAAAAUAAGUAAAAUAUUUGGUCAAAAAUGAAAUAGAAAUUAAUAAUGAUUUAAAAAAUUAAACAAUUUCCAUAGAAAAUUAAAAUAAAAAAAUUUUGAAAACAACUAAUUCUAAGAGGUCCAAUUUAAUUUUCUAUAAUUAUAUUAAAGAAAAAAUUAAGAAUCAUUUAUCUAAAUUUAGUAAAAUUUGGGGUUCAAAAAACUUUUUCAAAUCUUAAGGAAUGGAUUUAAAACUGAAAAACACUAUUUGCUAAGAUGUUAACAAAACUCUCAAUAUCUAUGAUAUUUAUAAAGAUAUUAUUUUUUUGAAAAAAGCAGUUAUGAUUCUGCUAAGCUCAUAAAUAGAAAUCACAGCUGAGCUACUUUGA